Messenger RNA from Parnassius apollo (apollo), 831 nucleotides. NCBI's taxonomy places the organism in Eukaryota, Metazoa, Arthropoda, Insecta, Lepidoptera, Papilionidae. The record is from the annotation of a GenBank genome assembly.
AUGUACAUUUAUUGGUUGUUUUUAUUUUAUAAAAAUGAAGUCGAGAAACUUGUGGAUACUCUCGAGGUGGAUACUCUUAAGGUGGAUACUCUUGAGGUGGAUACUCUUGAGGUGGAUAUUCUUGAGGUGGAUACUCUUGAGGUGGAUACUCUUAAGGUGGACACUCUUGAGAUGGAUACUCUUGAGGUGGAUACUCUUGAGGUGGAUUCUCUUGAGGUGGAUACUCUUGAGGUGGAUACUCUUGAGGUGGAUACUCUUGAGGUGGAUACUCUUGAGGUGGAUACUCUUAAGGUGGAUACUCUUAAGGUGGAUACUCUUAAGGUGGAUACUCUUGAGGUGGAUACUCUUGAGGUGGAUAUUCUUGAGGUGGAUACUCUUAAGGUGGACACUCUUGAGAUGGAUACUCUUGAGGUGGAUACUCUUAAGGUGGACACUCUUGAGGUGGAUACUCUUGAGGUGGAUACUCUUGAGGUGGAUACUCUUGAGGUGGAUACUCUUGAGGUGGAUAUUCUUGAGGUGGAUACUCUUAAGGUGGACACUCUUGAGAUGGAUACUCUUGAGGUGGACACUCUUAAGGUGGACACUCUUGAGAUGGAUACUCUUGAGGUGGACACUCUUAAGGUGGAUACUCUUGAGGUGGAUACUCUUGAGGUGGAUACUCUUGAGGUGGAUACUCUUGAGGUGGAUACUCUUGAGGUGGAUACUCUUGAGGUGCAUACUCUUGAGGUGGAUACUCUUGAGGUGGAUACUCCUGAGUUGGAUACUCUUGAGGUGGAUACUCUUGAGGUGGAUACUCUUAAACCGCAUUCGCAAAAUAUUUUUACGUGGUAG